This is a messenger RNA of Canariomyces notabilis, 900 nucleotides long. RefSeq lists its product as uncharacterized. The record is from RefSeq and is a predicted model, not a curated record. The coding region runs from base 1 to 900 and encodes 299 amino acids. Gene Ontology annotation, molecular function: gluconolactonase activity; calcium ion binding. NCBI's taxonomy places the organism in Eukaryota, Fungi, Ascomycota, Sordariomycetes, Sordariales, Chaetomiaceae. Gene Ontology annotation, biological process: L-ascorbic acid biosynthetic process. The transcript is spliced from 2 exons.
AUGUCCGAAAAGUGGCAGGUCGGCGCCCCCUACCUAGACAUGCAGUGCGGGCUCGGCGAAGGGCCCUACUACGAGCCAGCCACCGACACGCUGCGCUUCGUCGACAUCAAGAAGAAGCAGCUUCACACCGUGUCGGUUGCUGAUGGGCCCGCGUCGCUCAAGACGCUCCAGUUCGAAGAGGCCGUCACCGUCACUGCCGACGUCGACGGCCGGGACCCAAGCCGGACCAUCCUGAUUGGGGCCAAGCAGGGCCUGGCUUUGCUCGACCUGGCCACGGGGAAGUACGACUAUCUGACCAAGUUUCCCGAGGAGAAGCCCGAGAGGAUUAGGAGCAACGACGGUGGCGUCGAUCCGAUGGGGAGGUUCUGGAUGGGCACCAUGACGGAUUUCGGGUUGGGACCGUUUCAACCUGAGGGCUCUCUCUACCACUUCUCGGGCGCGGGCACCGUCGCCCGUUCCCUUUCCGGCCUGACCAUUCCCAACUCGGUGGGCUGGUCCCCUGACGGUCGGACAAUGUACUUCACCCACUCGUCGGCCCGCACCAUCUUUGCCUGGGACUUCAAUGUCGAGGACGGGUCUCUGUCCAACGAGCGCGUCUUCUACCGCCACGACGGCCCCGGCGAGCCCGACGGUUUCCGCGUCGAUGUGGACGGCAACCUGUGGCACGCCGUCUACGGAGAAAGCAGAGUGCUCAAGAUCGCGCCUAACGGGAGCCUCGUCGGUGAAGUGACUCUGCCCACGAGGAAUGUCACCUGCUGUGAGUUUGUUGGGGAGGACCUCUUUAUCACUACCGCCUCAGAUGAGGAGGGCGAAGGGGAGAGUAAGCGGCUUGGGGGCGGUCUCUUCAAGGUUAACGUUGGGACCAGAGGGACCGAAAGAUUCAAGUUCAAACUUCAUUAG